AUGAGGUGUCACAGUGUGCCCUGGGUAAGGUGUCAAGUGUUUACAUUGGUCAGCAUAAUUAUAGCUGCAUGCAAUGGUACAUGUAUGAUCGUAAUGGAGGAGGUGGCAGGACCUGACAAAGACCCACUUUUGGCAGACUUUUUCAAUGAAUACUUGAGCCUGGAGGUAUUUGGAAUAAAGCUGACGUACAGGAGAGGGUGUCUACAAGAAGUGGGAGGAGCUCUGUUGCCUGGGAAACAAGAUCAAGACAAGUUACUAAAUUGGAAUUGGUGCACUGAGCAUCGAUGGAAAUUUUUCCUCAAGUCUCGAUUGUACACUGAGUUCAAGUUAUGCUCAUUUCUGUUUACAAGGCAGGCUUCUGUUUUGAAAGAAAGCUCCACCUGGCCCUUGGAGCCGGCUUUAUCUCCAUGGGGACCGUCUCGCCAGCAAUCUAAUUCGUUGCCAGUUAAAGAAACCACAAUGGAUAACAGAUAUGAGGACUACAAGCGGUUGAGGGGCUUCCUAGUAGGUACUCAUGGCGAUACACUCAUCCAGGUCUGGCUGAACCUGGAGGCGUGGCAAGUGGGUGUGGUCAAUGAGUGGUGGAGUGCUCUGUGUGCUAUUCGAGAGCAGUGUUCGGCUGUGCCAGGAUUGGUCAAGUACUCGUGUGGUGGACCCAUGGAGACAGGUGCAUGGGUGGAGGCAGUAAAGAUAGAGUGUGAGGACAGACUGGGGAAUUACUGGUUGCCGAGGUUUAAACAUAGAGGUCAAAGAUUCCAAAUCCGUGACUCCUCUCUGAUGUCAUACGACAUGUCAUGUGAUCCAAACGAACCGUUCAAAAGAGGACUACGAUGUAACCAGAAUGCUGGGCGUCCAUUUGAGAGCUUCCUUCAAAGCUCGGAUUUGGAGCAUUGUAUACAUUGGGUCAAGUUAUGGGAGGCUCUGGAUUGGAUUCUGUUGAUUCAGCAAUCUAGAAGCGAUCAAUAUGUGGUUCGAGAAGGGUGGAGACUUUGGAGCCUGUUCAUUGAUGGUCAAUGUGCAUUUGAUUGUGGUAACUCGUUGAUGGAUACUUAUAUCACUCGUGACAACAAAGAUAGCCUUUUGAAGAGUCUCACAGAAUCCAGUCGAUGCUCUGUUGUCAAAGACUUGACUCUAAUUCAGGAUGUGCUGCUGUCAAGUCUCAAGAGAGUCUGGACUCAGUUUUUAAGGCUGGACCACCACUCGUUCACACAGUAUAUCAACGUUUCUGCUGUGUCAACUAUUGGUAGCCCAAAACAGCAGGCCUCCUCCAACAAAUCACAGAACUCAAGGAGACAAAAGAAAGCUAAAGAUUCUGAGAAAUUUAUGCUUGAUGUGAAAGGAACACCAUUCGAGUCUUUAGAAGAUUUUGAUCAGACCUUGUUGUGCUUCGAGCAGUAUCUGUUCUCAAAAUGUGGCCCAAAUUCACAGUCAAGUUUCAACUAUCAUAUGUGGAAGAUGCUCAGAAAACUCACUCUGACUAAAGAACCUAAGAAAAGAGAUGCACUAGCUGUGCGCAUCUACCAAAAGUUUCUCUAUUUGGGCGCCAAACAAUUCCUUCAUUUGCCAGACUACCUGCUGAAGCAAAUAGACCAAACAGCUGUAAUGUGUCGCCCUACUAGCCCUACCCUGAAGGCACUGACUGAGUUUUCCUCACUCUACCUACAAACUACAGUCAACACGUUCCUCAGCAAGGGUCUAGACUCAGGCACUGAUGAAGUCAGUGACAGUCUCUUCCCUCCUCUGCACAACAGCAAAAGAGUCCGGAGGUGUAAGACUACCAGUGCAAUGCAGCAACGUAAUGAGACCCAACACCUCCUGUUCACACUGACCAGGUGUGUGGGGCCCAUCUCUCUUCAGCUGCAUGCGUUCGGUAAGUUCCUGGACCGUCAGUGCCUGCCCGGACAACACGGAAAACUUUUAAACAACGUCCGAUUUUGGCACGAGGUUCAGAAAUUCAACGCUAUGUUUGUUGAUGAGACUAGCAAUACAGUGCUUUUCCAUAAAGGGGAGGCUAUUGUGGAUCGAUACCUCGAUACUGCCUCGCAACCGUGGAUAAAAGUGACUGUUCCUGGUGAGCUGGCAGCGCAAGUGGUAUCAGCUCUGGGGGACCUGCACAGAGUGAAGGCCCGGGCACACUCAGAGCGACUCCAACAGCUACUUGAGAAGACCCAGGAGAUUGUGUUUGCUGAUAUAGCACCUUAUUGGGGUACCUUCUGUGCUCAAUAUACUAGCCCUGAUGGCUCAACCAUAUCAAUACCUUGCGCUGGCGAGCUGAGCACCCUUCCUAGUCGAAGACGCACCCUACAGCUGCCCCCCAUCACACAUCAGUCCAUCCACACACCACUACUCUCGUUCUCAUCUCUUAAGGGACUCAAAUGGAGAACUGCUUUUUAGUGUCUUGAAACUUGAAACUUAUGUGGUCUGUCUAUGCAAUUUUGUGGUUAUUUUUGUGCAUUCUUAAUUUCAUAUAGUGAUUUUUGAUAUUUAACAUUCAACAUUCAACCAGUUGCUGGUUUUUUUAUGUAGUACACAUGCAUAUAUUUAGACACAUGAUCAUGAUAAGAAGCUGUGAAUUUGUUAUAAUAACUUCAAAGUAGCUAUAUAGCAAUGAAUAAUAUAUUACAGUGAUGGAUAAUCGCCGUGGACCACACAGAGUAAAAAAAAUGAAGUGUAACAAUACUGAUGAUGUGAUAUAUAAUAAUAAGGCUGUGAGUGGGGGUGAGGUUGAGGUGACUAUAAUAAUUGUAUCCUAUAAUCCUCUUACUAUUAUACUAGAUACUAUAUAGGUAUUAGUCUAUUCUUAUAGGAGUAAUUAGUCCUACAUGUUCUACACACUGGACUUGAGCUGGUUUCACACACCCUCUCAGGCAUUUCCGUCCUUUUCUUCCAAGGUUUUUAAGCAGUUCAUCAGCUUUCAUGAGCUUGGAAAAGUUACCCAGCGCCUGUUCCCAUAAAUUCUGAGAUCCUUCAGGGCACUCUUUCGUGUGUGGUAUCUUUGGAUUUGAAUCAUCUGGAAUUCCUUCAAGUAAUGAUCUGCAAUUACCACAAUUCGGAGCAAUCCUUCGGUCCUGUAAUAUGGUAGAUAAAUCAAUAUGGCAACUCACAAAGGUUUGGUAUGGCUACUUACCUGAACUGUUUUUGUAAGCCAUAUAUCUAUCUUCUGAAUAAUCUCGCUAGGAGUGAACUCUUGAUCUUCAGAGCCCUGUUUCCAUGAUACACACUUGGCAAGGUCCUUCAAGUUUAGGAUAGAUUUAGUUUGUUUUUCACCUGACGGUAAUACUAAGACUGCGGAAUUCUGAUUGUUUAAAGCGCGAUCUGCAUGGGUUGAGAUUGUUUGGACGUAGUCACAGAAAAAUUGACGAGAAGAUACAAAGUCCUGUAAAGAGAUAAAGAGAUAGAUAGAUUAUAGCUAUAUACAUGGAUUAGAAAAUACCUACCUGCCUAGUGCAUUCGAUUACUUCUGGGACUUCUUCCACAUCGAAAUCACCAUCUUUAAUUCCUGAGCCAAUAUUUAGUGGUAUUUGUGCAGUGAGUUGUAUUUUUUUGUCAGUGCCCAUAGCGUUGUUGAGGCACUGACGGUAAUGCUGGUUGAUGGAGGAGUUCAGAGCCAUCAGAU
This is a messenger RNA of Halichondria panicea, 3616 nucleotides long. RefSeq lists its product as uncharacterized. NCBI's taxonomy places the organism in Eukaryota, Metazoa, Porifera, Demospongiae, Suberitida, Halichondriidae. The transcript has 15 exons. The coding region runs from base 1 to 2394 and encodes 797 amino acids. The record is from RefSeq and is a predicted model, not a curated record.